AUCACAGCCGCUCUUGGCGCCGCUCUUCCUUAAGUUCAGCCGUCGGGGCGUCUUUGAAAAAGUCCGGGAUGUGACGCUUGGGCGGACAAUGGCGAGAGUCCUGCGGAGUUAAGCCGGCUCGGCGCGGAGAGCAUCCGCGGUCCCGGAAAAUGCGCUUCUCCUCUCGUUGCGCUUGCAAACCUAACUCUGGCGAUUGCGGCGGCGGCGGCGGCUGUAGCAAGCAGAGAGGCACCAGAAAACAGCGGGGGGGAGCGGCCUUUGCUGACCGGGUCCUGCUCCGUGAAAGGGGAGGAGGGCAGGCUUCCUGUCCCUACUUCGGGCAGCCGGCCGCAUUACCGGUGGGAUUAGACGCGCCGUGCACCUCUUCAGCUAAGAAGAGAUUGAGUCGCCUGGUUGUCGAGGGAGGAAGGGGCUGCUUGCCUCGGCCCCUUCCUGCCCGGUCCUGCUUCGAUUUCAGUUGCUGAAACUGAGGCUCUCGCAGCCGCGCGUUGCUUGGAAGCAGGACUGCUCCACUCUAGAGAUAGCCUUCUGCUGCCCCUCCGUAUGGCUGCAGAGCCCCUGCCUUCCGAGGCCUCCUGGGUCAACUGGAUGGGCGAGCCCACCGUAGCCUGGCAGAGUGACCCCGUCAGCACCAAGCCCAGGAAAGGGCCAGGUGCCUUCCAGCUCGGGACGCAGUUCUGGAUUUUUAACCACAGCGGAGAGGAGACCUCGCCCCCGUUUCUGACCGACGCUUGGCUCGUUCCCCUCUUUUACGCCCUUAUCAUGUUGCUAGGUCUGGUGGGCAACGGCCUGGUCAUCUAUGUCAUCAGCAAGCAUCGCCAGAUGCGCACAGCCACAAACUUCUACAUUGCAAAUCUGGCCACCACUGACAUCAUAUUCUUAGUGUGCUGUGUUCCCUUCACUGCCACUCUCUAUCCCUUGCCCAGCUGGGUGUUUGGCGACUUUAUGUGCAAAUUUGUCAACUAUUUGCAGCAGGUGACUGUCCAGGCCACUUGCAUUACUCUGAUGGCUAUGAGUGUGGACCGCUGCUAUGCUACACUGUACCCAUUGCAGUCGUUGCGUUAUCGAACCCCCCAGGUAGCCAUGGCCAUCAGCUUUGCUAUUUGGAUUGGUUCCUUCAUUCUCUCCUUGCCCAUGGCUAUGUUUCACCGUACUGAAAAUGGCUACUGGUAUGGGUUACGUACCUACUGCAUUGAAGCUUUCACAAGCAAGAACCAGGAGCGCAGCUUUAUCCUCUACACUUUCCUGGGUGUUUAUCUAUUGCCUCUUCUCACUAUUUGCUUCUGCUACACUAUCAUGCUCAAGCGCAUUGGACGUCCUGUGGUUGAACCAGUGGACCAUGAUUACCAGCAAGUGCAACAUCUCUCUGAACGCUCAGCGGCCGUGCGAGCUAAGAUUUCCAAAAUGGUUGUUGUGAUUGUGCUUCUUUUUGCCAUUUGCUGGGGUCCUAUCCAGUUCUACCUGCUUUUUCAGGGCUUCUAUCUCCAUUUCCAGGUGAACUAUGAAACCUAUAAGAUUAAGACAUGGGCUAAUUGCAUGUCUUAUGCUAACUCUUCCCUCAAUCCUAUUGUUUAUGCUUUCAUGGGAGACAGUUUCCGCAAAUCCUUCAAGAGAGCGUUUCCCUUCCUCUUCCGCCAACGUGUACGGGACAACGGCAUGCAUUCAGGCUCCCAUAACGCGGAGAUGAAAUUUGUUACUGAAGAGAUCUAACUUCCGUUGUGAGGAAGAACUUGGCUGGCUUCCUUCUCGAGAAAGGAUAUUUCAACUGACAUGUUAAAAUAAGAUGGUUACUGACUCAGCCAUAUAGGAAAGGUAAUUACUUCAGUACGCCCUACACAAAGCAGAAUUUUCUGCAUCUUAGGCUACGUUAAAUUCCAUAUAACAACUAGGGGUUCCAUAUUAUUCCUUGUGAAUUUUAAUUUUAAAUGCUUCAGGAAUCUGCACUGCUGUAUUAGGUUUCAAUGCUGGCGGAAGCAAGCCUACUGUUUUGUAUUUAUGGUCAUCUUUAGAAUAUAAGUUCUGUACAACUUGAAUUUACCCAG
Crotalus tigris (Tiger rattlesnake) is the source of this 2042-nucleotide messenger RNA. RefSeq names its product G-protein coupled receptor 54-like. Gene Ontology annotation, cellular component: membrane. The coding region runs from base 544 to 1710 and encodes 388 amino acids. Lineage: Eukaryota; Metazoa; Chordata; Lepidosauria; Squamata; Viperidae. The record is from RefSeq and is a predicted model, not a curated record. Gene Ontology annotation, biological process: neuropeptide signaling pathway. Gene Ontology annotation, molecular function: G protein-coupled peptide receptor activity. The transcript is spliced from 5 exons.